Molecule: messenger RNA, 991 nt
Organism: Paramecium sonneborni
Lineage: Eukaryota; Ciliophora; Oligohymenophorea; Peniculida; Parameciidae
Source: the annotation of a GenBank genome assembly
AAGAGAAGAUGCUUAAUCAAUCAAAAUAUUCUCCAGUAUCCAUUUAUUAAUAUAUUUCAGAUAAAUUCAUCAAGAUAUCAAAAAUCAAUUGAUAAUCUUGGUUUUAGUAAUUCUUAAGUCACUACCUAGAUGAAUAAACGACAAUUGACAGAAUUCAGAAAGGAAGUUAGAAAUAAUAUUUUAAAUCGUGAACCAUUCAAAGAACAUCAAGAUAAACCAAAUAUUUAUUUUGGGAAUUGGGGAUAAACUGAUAGAACAAUUCUAAAUAAUUCUUAAUAUUUUAGUGAACCAUUAAGUUAAAAAAGGUAACCAACAAGCAAAAUCUCUGGAGGUUUAAAUUUUAAUGAAAUAUUGUAAUAUAUUUUUAUAUAUUUCUAGUUCUAAUAAACGAUUUGAAAACUAAUCUAAAGCAAUUUCUUCAAAUAAAAUAAAAUAAGUUGAAAAAGCACCUUUAAUUUAAAAUAAAUUUGAUUCUUUUUUUGAUAAUUCCUUUACUAAACCUUCCAGAAUUAAUAAUACAUUAGGAUCUGGAUAUAAAGAAUCUCCAUAAAAAUCAUAAAUAAGAUUAGAAAGAUUUAAAAGUUGGGAUACUAAAUUAGAUGUUCAAUUAAAAUUAUAAAAUAAAUCCAUUACAAAUAAAAUUGGAGAAUAACCAUCAAUUUAUAAAUAACUUAAUGAAGUAAAAUAAGGAGGGUUUACUUCUAUUUAUACUCCUACACUUUCUGUGAAAAACAGAAACAAUGUUAGGGACUAUAAUUAAUUUUAAGAUAUUUGUAAUUUAACUCCAAAAUAAAAUCUGUUGCAAUCUCCUUAGUUUACAAAUAAAAAAAUAGAAAAAAUUCCAUUAACAGAUGUUGUGAGAAUGACAUCACAUUUUUCUUCAUUAUCCACACAAGAAAUAAAAAAAGUUUCUUCUGGAUACUUUUAAGAAUUAAUAAACUUAUAAUAAUCGUUGUAAAGAAUGAUUAGACUAGGUACAAAUAUAUAUUGA